AUGUGGCCUCGGAGAAUAGUGCUCUCCAUCCCAUUUUGGUCACUUCGCAGGUCAGUCAGGUCCUCUCGAGACUCGAGGCUAUUGCGAAAGCAAACACCAAGAAGCCUUCCGCCACCAAGCAAAAGCUCAACAUCACGGUCAAGAGCCUCUUUAGACAAAAACACUGAGUUUAGGACUCAGUCACGCAGAUCACAGGCCGAAAAUUUGUCGUCGACACCUCGUGACACGGCACCGCAACAUAACACGCUUCUCGCACCUGUGCACAUUCCAGAAGAUCCGGGUGCUGUGCUUAAAGAUGGGCAUCCAGCUACGAAAAUACUCGCGAACUCUGGCUUGGUUGUUCAACGACAGUUGGAAAUGAUGAAUGUCUUGCUAGGAUUUGAACAAGCAAAUAAAUAUACAAUUUUUGAUGCCCAAGGGAAUUUAGUUGGAUAUAUGGCAGAACAAGAUACGAGCUUAGGAAAUACCCUUAGUCGUCAAUUUCUUCAUACCCACAGACCUUUUGUGACACAUGUUCUUGAUAUCCAUCAAAACGAAGUAUUGAGGUUUCAUCGUCCGUUUUCUUGGAUUAACUCGCGUAUUCGAGUAUAUGAUCCAUUAGAAGCAGCAAGCAACAAAAUUUACAGGCCAACAGAGGGCCUUUCAGGGGGCGCUGCGAGGCUAUCUUCCUUGGACCAUUCGCAAAUGCGUGUGGUUGGGGAGGCACAUCAGGAAUGGGCUCUACUGCGUCGGAAAUACAAUUUAUUCCUUUUCCAUGAAGUCCCAGUGCAGGAAACAAAACUUUCUUCCAAAGCUAUCGUAUUCCCAUCCUCUGGUUUAUCGCAAGCCCAGCAACCUCAAGUGUCCCUCCAAUAUGGCGGGCCAUCACAGGCUCAGCGGGUGCAUUUUGCGUAUGUUGAUGAGCCUAUGCUGUCGUGGGACUUCGCCCUCAGGACUUCAAACGCGCAAUUGAUAGGCUCUGUAAACCGCAAUUUUGCGGGAUUUGCUCGAGAAAUAUUCACUGAUACAGGAGUAUAUGCAUUACGCAUGGACUCUGCGGGUUUAGAAGACGACCAAUCACGAGGAAACGCGUCCCUUUCGCCUGCUAAGCGAGCAGCGAUGCCUCCAAUGACCCUGGACCAGCGAGCAAUAAUGCUAGCUACAGCUGUCACGAUCGAUUUUGACUACUUUAGUCGGCAUAGCGGGAGCCCUGGUAUCCUUCCAUAUGGUGUGGUUGGUUUGGGCGGUGUGGGUACAGAAGGUAUGGCAGGGGGGGCCGCAGCAGGGAUGGCUGGUGCCGGAACUCUCGCAGGCUACGAAGCCAUGCGGCGUGGUACGCAGGGAGAGCAAGAGCAGGGCCAUGAUCAAGCUCAAAUAUCACCAGAAGAGGAAAACGUGGGUAACGAAAGCCCAUGGGAUCGACAGGGACAUAAUUACUGGGAGGAUUCCCCCGAGGGAGACCCUUUCAAAAAUAAUGAGUAUAAUGGGCAGUCUGAUGUAAAUGACGACAGUGGUGAUUCCUGGUCAGACUUCUUCUAG
Molecule: messenger RNA, 1518 nt
Organism: Ophidiomyces ophidiicola
Lineage: Eukaryota; Fungi; Ascomycota; Eurotiomycetes; Onygenales; Onygenaceae
Exons: 3
Coding region: 1-1518 (505 amino acids)
Biological process (GO): plasma membrane phospholipid scrambling
Cellular component (GO): plasma membrane
Molecular function (GO): phospholipid scramblase activity
Source: RefSeq, a predicted model, not a curated record